CACAGAUGCACAUUUUUUUUUUUAAUUUAUUUAUUGUGAAUCGAGUAAAGGUUGUGUGGAAUUAUUAUUCUUGUUUUAAAAAUCAAUCAAUUUUUUUCCCCAAAAUAAAAUUUACAUAUUUUAUCAAUUCAUCGAAAAUAAUUUCUUUUUCAUUAAAUAUUCAACAAAAUGAGCUCAAAUGAUUGUCAAACAUUUUAUGAUAUUCUUCACAUACAAAAUGAUGCAACAAUCGAUCAGAUUAAAAAAAGUUAUCGUUCAUUAGCAUUGAAAUAUCAUCCAGAUAAAAAUCUGGAUAAUGUUGUUGCAACAACAGCCAUAUUUAAUCGUAUACAAGAAGCAUAUGAUAUACUUUCCGAUCCAGAGAAACGUAAUUGGUAUGAUAAUCAUCGUGAUGUAUUCCAUAAAGAUUUAAUUGAUGUUUCCGAAUAUGAUAUUGAUGAAAAAUAUUUUCAACCAUAUUGUUAUAAUGGUUAUAAUGAUGAUGAUAAUGGUUUCUAUACUGUUUAUCGUAAAUUAUUUGAAGAUAUCAUUGCACAAGAACUUCGUUUCUAUGAUGAUCCAAAUGAUUUUGAAUAUCCACAAUUUGGUGAUUCUAAUAGUGAUCUGAAAUCGGUUAAAUAUUUUUAUGAUAUGUGGCAAAGUUUCAAAACGGCCAUUAGUUUUAAUCAAUUGGAUAAAUAUGAUAUUCGACAGGCACCUAAUCGUCGUUUUGGUCGUUUUAUGGAAAGAGAAAAUGAAAAAAUUCGAGAACAAGCACGUAAACAACGAAAUUUAAAUAUUCAGAAAUUGGCCAAAUGGUUACGUAGUAGAGAUAAAAGAAUGAAAAAAUAUGCUGAACAUUUAGCCGAAAAGAAUCGUGAUAAUAGGAAAAAAUCUGAACAAGAACGGCGUAAAAAAAUCCAAGAAAAUUUAAACAAUAGUAAUAAUUAUGUUGAAACGAAUGGUUUUAAAUUAUCGGAAGAACAAUGGCAAGAAUUGGAAGCAACACUCGAUAAUGAAAUUGAAAAUAAACGACAAAUGAAAAAAGGAAAAAAGAAUAAAACAACAACAAAACGGCCAACAGUUGAUGAUGAUAUUGUAUAUGAUGAAAUGGAAAUCAUUGAAAAGCAAAUAGAAUCCAUCGAUUUAGAAUUACAAUCACAAAAUGAUGGUGUUGAUAACAAUGAUGAUGAUGAUGAUGAUGAUGAUGAAGAUUUACUUUAUGUUUGUGAUGUUUGUAGUAAAAAUUUCAAGAGUUUAAAUUCCUAUAAUAAUCAUUUAAAAUCGAAAAAACAUUUAUACAAUGUACGAAUUUAUGCUCAAAUGGCUGCAAAUGAUAAUCAUGAUUGAUUAGUCAAUUGAAUUUAUUCAAUUUUUUUUCUUGUUAUUAUUA
Messenger RNA from Dermatophagoides farinae (American house dust mite), 1372 nucleotides. Its product is annotated as dnaJ homolog subfamily C member 21. Gene Ontology annotation, cellular component: cytoplasm. Lineage: Eukaryota; Metazoa; Arthropoda; Arachnida; Sarcoptiformes; Pyroglyphidae. Gene Ontology annotation, molecular function: zinc ion binding; nucleic acid binding. The record is from RefSeq and is a predicted model, not a curated record.